AUGUACACCGCCAUCAAGGCCAUUAGCCUCAUCGCCGCCGCCGGCCUGGUCGCGGCAGCCGCCUCCCCACGAGGGCUGGCUAAAAACUUCCACGUUCGCCAGGGCCACCCAAUCCUGACCACUCGCGACACCCCAACCACGGCCGGUUCACCGGCCGUUGGUGUCACCGCCACCGCGACUGCUGAUGUUGCAGCAGCUGCGGCCACCGCCAAUACGCUCUCGCCGACCUCCAACGUCGAGGGCAAGGCUUUCAACCGCAUCCUGCAGAUCUACCUCGAAACUACCGCCUAUGAACACGCCAUCAACAAUACAGACUGCCAAGCCCUGAUCAACCAGGGCAUCCUCCUGACCAACCAUUACGGAGUGGCCGCGCCGUCGCAACCCAACUACGUGGCGCCCGCCUCUGGCGACUACUAUGGCACCGACAGUGACAGCUUCCUCCUGGUCGACAGGAACGUCUCCACCAUUGUGGACCUUCUCGAGGACAAGAACAUCAGCUGGGGCGACUACAACGAGGGCCUUCCCUUUACGGGAUAUGACGGGUUCGAGUACAGCAACCCCGUCGAGGGCAACUACGCCCGCAAGCACAACCUUUUGCUCCGCUUCGGGUCCGUCUUUCAGAACCCAGACCGGCUGGCCAAGGUCAAGAACUUGACAAUGUUCUACGAGGAUUUGAACAAAAAGCAGCUUCCCCAGUGGGGCUUUGUCACGCCUAACUUGUACAACAACGGCCACGACACCAACAUUUCCGUGUCCUGCAACUGGACCCGCUCCUUUAUCGAGCCCCUGCUGCAGAACACAUACUUUAACGACGGCAAGACAGUCAUAUAUCUGACGUGGCAAGCGGAUGGCGAUGACGCCACAGACAGAAACCACGUCGCCGGCAUCCUCCUCGGCAGCGCCAUCGACAAGGACUUGGUCGGCACCAAGGACGACGCCUUUUACAACCACUACUCGGAGCUCUCCUCCGUCCAAGCCAACUGGGGCCUGCACACGCUCGGGCGCUGGGACGUCGGCGCCAACGUGUGGAGCUGGGUCGGUCGCAAGACCGGCGACGCGAUCCGAUCGUGGAACAACGAGAUCGCCGGCGACACCUUCGAGUCGUACUACUGGAACCAGUCGUACGGCGGCGUCUUCUCCAGCGCAAACACCUCUCUGCACGUUUACCCGGCCCCGAACCUGGAGCUGGUGCAGAACGGCCGCACCGUGCUCCCCGCCAUCGCCGACGCCUGGAAGGGCGAGUGCGGCAGCUUCCCCAGCCGGAAUGCCGACGACGGCGAUCACGGUGGUGAGUGGCGCGGCGGGCGCUUCGUCAACCGCCGCUCUGACGAGGCCGAGAUGGCCUGCGAUGGCGGCGAUGGCCAGGACGGCGACUACGAUAACAGCGGUGCUGACGCCUGGGACGGCGCCGACCACUCGGGAGACCACGGCGGUGGCAGCAGCACCGACGCCAACGGCGGCUGCCUUCCGGACUACUACCGCAACAUCAUUGAGAUUCCUGACGCGGCCCAUCCUCCCCAGGGCUUCCAGGUUCCUCUGCCGCUGACCCCUCCGGAGCCGAUCCAGACCCCCAUCACCAUAUAUGCCGUUGACCAGGAGUAG
This is a messenger RNA of Pyricularia oryzae 70-15, 1602 nucleotides long. RefSeq names its product phosphate-repressible acid phosphatase. Gene Ontology annotation, biological process: phospholipid catabolic process. The transcript has a single exon. The record is from RefSeq and is a predicted model, not a curated record. Lineage: Eukaryota; Fungi; Ascomycota; Sordariomycetes; Magnaporthales; Pyriculariaceae. The coding region runs from base 1 to 1602 and encodes 533 amino acids. Gene Ontology annotation, molecular function: hydrolase activity, acting on ester bonds.